This is a messenger RNA of Cylas formicarius (sweet potato weevil), 4254 nucleotides long. It is a transcript of the gene Isha, whose product is annotated as SR-related and CTD-associated factor 4. Gene Ontology annotation, cellular component: nucleus. Lineage: Eukaryota; Metazoa; Arthropoda; Insecta; Coleoptera; Brentidae. The record is from RefSeq and is a predicted model, not a curated record. Gene Ontology annotation, molecular function: RNA binding. The transcript is spliced from 13 exons. Bases 128 to 4252 code for a protein of 1374 amino acids.
AAAGCGGUACAAAAUGGCUUCUAUUUUUACGUACAGUGGUUUUGACUGGUCUUUAUAAAAUUUGAUUGUAUCCCGAGAAAAAUGCGUCAUUUACCUUUAUUGUAGUGCUGAAUACAAACCAGAGAAAAUGGAUGCUGUAAAAGCUUUUAAUCAGGAGCUUUCCUCGUUAUACGAGGUGAAGCCUCCGAUUUCCAAAGCGAAGAUGACCGCACUCACCAGAGGAGCUAUUAAGGCAAUAAAGUUUUAUAAACAUGUAGUGCAAAGUGUAGAAAAGUUUAUAUUAAAGUGCAAAGCGGAAUAUAAAGUGCCCGGACUUUACGUUAUAGACUCAAUAGUGAGACAAUCAAGGCAUCAAUUUGGUACCGAAAAAGAUGUUUUUGCACCUAGAUUCACUAAGAAUUUACAACAGACUUUCAUUAAUUUGUUCAAGUGCCCUGCCGAAGACAAGAGUAAAGUAAUUCGUGUGCUGAACUUGUGGCAGAAAAACCAAGUGUUUCCGCCUGAAGUUAUACAGCCUUUGUUUGAUCUCGCCGAUCCGAAUCAUCCUAUUUACAAAGAAAUUGACAACCCAAUACAGCAGGCCAAUGGAGUUAAUCCGUUAGGGGCUGCAGUGCAGGGAGGGAUUGCAAAAGGUUCGCCUGCCCUGCAAAAAACGCCCACCAAGGGAAACCAGUCGGCCAACGAAUCGGUACACGGAUCGACUCCAAACUUGAAUUUGACGGAGCCCGUUAUCCAGCAGCUUCAACAGCUGCAACGGCUGCUCGCGAAAACAGCUGAUGCCGGCGGAAGGUCCGAGCAGCAGGUGCAUUUUGACAAGAAAUUGCUCGACUUCGAUUAUGGCGACGACGAGGAGGAGGUCAACCCUUCGCCGAGGCCGCAGCCCCAAAAUGCGGAUCCCGUUACGACAGUAACGAGUCUGCUGACGAACCCUGAAGUACUUAGACAACUGCAAACGCUGCAAACGUCGUUGACCGGUAUGAAUCCUUCCGCUGAAAUGGAUCCGGACAAAAUAAAAAAGUUGCACGAGAUGAGGAUUCAAGAAGAAGAGUUUGACCGGCACCUAGCGCAGACCGUCCCGAACUUGCCGUUCGCGUCGGAAUGCGAUUUUCGACUGAACGUCAAUACUGUGUCAGUGUCGUCGGCCGGACAAUACUACCAACCGCCGCUGCCCGCCGAAAACGAACAGAUGCACUCAUACAAAACACUGGAGUACGACUUGGGUCAACACGACACCAACGCGAAUUAUUCUAUGAGCGAAGUUCGCGAAUCAAACCAGGGCAACGAUGUCGAGGUCAUAACGCUGGACCACGACGAUUCACCCUCGGCCUCGCCCGACAAUCGCCACAGCAGAAGCCGAAGGCGGAGCCGAUCCAGGUCGCACGAUCGUCGCGACCGCGACAAAAGGUCGAGACGGUCGCGGUCUAGAUCGAAAUCCAGACGAUACAGGUCUCGAUCCAAGGACCGCAAGGACAGGGACAAGAAGGAUAAGGAAAAGGAGACCGAAAAGGAGAAGGAAAGGAAAAGGAGGGGAUUGCCGUCGAUCAAGAAGGACUGCUUGAGUGUUUGCAGCACGACCCUCUGGGUGGGCCACCUCUCAAAGUUGGUGCACCAGGACGACUUGUCCAACACGUUCGGCGAGUUUGGGGAAAUCGUGAGCAUCGAUUUAAUUCCACCUCGCGGCUGCGCGUUUAUCGUGAUGAAUCGACGACAAGACGCGGCCAGGUGCCUCACCAAAUUAAAGAACUACAAUUUGAGCGGCAAAGUUAUUACACUCGCGUGGGCACCCGGCAAAGGCGUGAAAGGUAAAGAUUUCAAGGACUACUGGGAGGGUGACCUGGGCGUGUCGUACAUACCGUGGGUGAAAAUCAAGGAGGACGUCGACCUGGAUCUGCUGGAGGACGGCGGCAUGUUCGACGAGGACACGCUGCCCGCCUGGAUGAAAGCGAAACUCGAGCAGAUGAACAAGAAGAACAUCCACGCGGACCAGCCGCCAUUUUUGACAGGCGAUUCGUCGAACGCGUCGGCGAUCGACACGAGCCAACCGCCGCCCAUGGCAGGAGCCGGCAUGCUGCAGCCGCCGCCACCCUUAUUACCGCCAGUCUCUCCGUUCCUUUUCAACAACAGGAUCUUGGGCAUGAUGCCGCCGAACAUGCCGGUCGGCGUGCCGCCUCCAACGAUGCCGCCCCCUAUGAUGACCAAUCAAUUGCUCGCUUACCAAGGCACGACCGGUUUUAUGCCGCCGCAAAACCCUGCGACGAGCAUAUCGGAUUCGAGCCUGCGCACUCUUGGCGAAUCAUUGAUGAGCAUCAGUUCGAUGCAGGCGAUGCAGCAACACCCGCCGCUGAAUAUUCCGCCGCCUGGUCUGCCGCCGCCGAUACACCACGCGCAACUGGACGACGCGCAGAUGGAUGUGGAAAUGGAGGACGCCAUCUACGAUAGACGGGAACGCUACGUCCCUCUCAGUGAGCAGUUGCAGUCUGCGAUGCAGCAGGCGGUCGGUUAUCGAGGCCGCGAGAGGGAUGAGGACGAACGGAGAGACAGGCGCGACGACCGGGGCAAGAGGCGGAGCCGAAGCCGAGAUCGAGACCAAAGGGAACGCGAAAGGGGACGCUAUGACAGCAGAGAUCGGGACAGGGACCGGGAUCGUCGCGAACGGGACCGCGACCUCAGAAACCGGGACCGGGACAGACGCGACCGAAACAAUCGGUGGGCACCACCCGAGCGCAGGGACGGGGACGCACGCGAGCGCCGUGAUCGCGAGAAAACGCUGAAUGAUAGAUUGAAGGAAAUGGCGGGCAUGAACUUCGACGACGAGGAAAAGGAAAGAGCGGACAAGACGAGGGAAGGGCGGGACGGGUCGCGGGAGCGUCGUCCCAAGUACGAGGCCGGGUUGGACGAAGAUUUGCGCCCCCACGGCGAGCGGUUGAAAUUCGAGCCGCCUCAAGAGAGACACAACCAGUCUCCGCCUCCGUCGCUGGUAGAAGCGACCGAUGUCAAACAGCACGACACUGACGUGGGAGUAGACGGCUUGCAGCCUGUUAUACGCGUGGAGCACUGUGCGCUGCCGCCGGUUCACGGCGAAGCCCCCGCCGAUGCGUCUUCGGACUCUGCUCCUGCGUUCGACCCACAGCACAACUAUAAUGCCGAUUACGUUGCGUUGGCGGUCGAGCCCGAAUUCGUCCGUCCAAAUAUGGAAAUUCCUCCCGUAUUCCGCGACGAACCCGUGCCGAACUUUGACGAACCUCCGAUGCUCUUCGGGGAACCCCCUAUCGACUUUGAGGGACCCCCGAGCUUCGAGGGUGCUCCGAUGGAUUACCCGCCCGAUUUCGAAGGCCCUCACCCUCACCGCGGUUUCGACGGUGACAUGGACAACUUUGAGGGGCCUCCGCGACCUUUCGACGGGCCACCUCGCAGGUUCCGCGCCCCCCCCGGCAGAUUCGGCGGUCCACCGAGGGGUUUCGAUGAGUUCGACGGCGGCCCCCCCGACAGAUUCGACGGCCUCCACCUUGAAUACGACGGAGGACCGCCUCCCGACAUGUUCGACGGGCCGGCCAUGGGCGGACCGCCGAACAGGUUCAGGCGGGGACGGCGGGAUUUUAGGGACGACAGGAGAGGCGGGCCCGAUUUUUAUCCGCCCCUUGAAGAUUUCGGACUCAGAGGUCCUCCCGGGCCCAGUUUCGGACCGCGUGGGAUCAGGGGUCCGAGAGGCUUUUUCGGCGUGCGAGGACUCAGGGGCAGAGGCGGCUUCAACCCGCGGUUCGACGGUCCGCCUGAUUUUUUCAGAGGUCCCCGAGGUGGAAUGCCUCGCAUGUUCGACGAACGGUUUCCCCGAGGACGCGGGCCCCGAUUCGGCGGUCGGGGCGGCGGUAGACACGGUCCGGACUUCGACGGCGGUCCGCCGCCUUUCGAAAACGACGAAGGCCCGUCGCCCUACGACGAGGGUCGGCCAUUUAACGACGGCAACGCGCCUGUCUUCAAUGAUGACACACCAUUCGGCAGAGGUCGAAAAGCGGGCAGACGAAGCAGCAGGUGGGGUGGCGAACCGGACGAGCAAAGCGAUGGCAACGGUCGAGGACUGACGGACGAAAGGGUCGAGGCACCGUCAGAGAUGGACGCGGUUGGACCCCAAGAAGAAGUAAUUGCGUUGAACGAGGGCGGAGGCACGCCACUCAGGGACGAGAUCCAAAACGAGCCGGUCAUAGAGGAAGAUCGUCCGCCUUUAGCGGAAGGGGUCGCGCCGCCCGCGGAAUAAAU